AUGAGUUUGACACUGGGAGAAUUAAGUGAUGCCAUUGCUUCACUUGCGGAGGGUUGCAGCAUGGAGCAGCUAAGUGGCCUUGCCCAACAGUGCGAAUCCCAUCUGGCAAACGUUGAAGGAAUCAUUGACGCAGUAGAGAAUGCGCUUCGUACAUCGCACGGUGGGCAGCGACUGGUACUGUGGUUCUUUAUUGAUCGACUAGCAAAGCAACACGUAAUUUUUCUUGAUUCCCUCCGGCCCCGCCUGCGAUCCCUUGCCACAACAGCAGCGCCAGCAGCAGACGGUCCCGAGUGGGCCGAUUUCAAAAGCCUUCUCAAAUAUUCUAUUGCAGUAGUGUUUGGUGCUCCUCUCGUGUCUCUGAUUUUAUUAGAGAUUGAUCCAGAAACACAGAAGGAAACAGCGCGUAAUAAUGCCAGUGCAUCGGAGCGUGAGCGCGGUGUUGUGGCGCUUCACAGCUGCGCUCUGAGGACUGCUGGUGCCUUUUCGACGAAGGCUGUGAUGACAGAGAGGCCCGCGGGGGCUAAACACAUACUUCAAGUAAAAACUAUUGAUAGUCAGGUUGCAAUGAACAUGGCGAGCAGUUAUGCACCAGCACGACCUCAAGAAAUUGCUGUUCCUGAGGUUCAACCUGAUGCCGAUGCACCGCAAGGUUACAUGAAAGCGGUUCCUGCAGAAUACCUGAAGAAUUAUCAAAACGCGCGGCGAAAACGCCUUCGAGAGAUUAUGGAUCGGAACCGUGAGGAGAUGGACCGCCGACAGGAGGCGGAGCUUCUUAAUGCAGUCCGUGGUGUAGCAGCUGAGAAUGGCAAAGUUCCCGACUACUCUGAUGUUGUUAUGCCUUUAGAGCUUCCUCGUGACGAACAUGGCGUGAAGCGCGGGUUUUUCCCACUUGGGGUGCGGUUCAUUCGUGAGGCGAUACGAAGUUGCGGUGGUGCGGUUGAAUUGGAUGUGUUGGUUAACCGUCUGUCUACUUUAGCAAGCAAAGAGGUUGUUGCCGAGUUCGGUGACGUGCGUGAGUUUAUUCUUAUCCACCGUCCCACUUUUCGUGUAACAAAUGAAAAGGACCGUUGGAUCGUGCGUCUCGCUGGCGAUGAGAACUCUGAUCCGACGUGGGAAUCUAUGCAAUGUCCGCUAUGUUCCAAGGUUUUGCGGGGGAGGAACCUCGCGCGUCACGUUAACUGCAGGCUUUGCGUAACGACACAAAUUGCCCUUGGACUUCACGGUGAGGUGCGGAGCCCCAUAUCCGAACUUGCUUUCGUGGCGAAGUCUAUAAUUGACCGUGCAAAUACAUUUGAUGACUGGGACCUUGAACAUUUUGCUGAAUGUAUAGAGCGUGCGGCUGCAUGUAGGCGCUUUAAACUUUCCUCACAGGCAAAGUUUGCCCCAGUCUUGAAAGCAAUGCGUGUGGUACGCAACAGGUGGUUAGCGCGCAAGGGUGUUGCAGAAGUUGCCGACGCUGUUGUGAAUCCUGGUGAUGCGGCUAUUGUUAAUCUAUUUCGUGUUAUUGGGCGUAACGUUAACAGAUUACCUAUUCCCUGGAUUGAUAUGGGAGACGUGGUUGACAUGUGUAGUCGGUUUUCCACCGGCGUGCUACCGCCUUUCAACCCACCACCCCGACCAGCCGAUCCCCGGAUUAAUUUAAACAAUGAAUAUCCGGGGUUCUUGCUGUGUGAAAGCGAAGUGGACGAUGAAGAUGAACCGAGUGAUGAUGAGGACGCCUUCUCCGAUGAUGAUGCGCCGACCUUCGUGUUUGCACCUCCUGUUGAUUUAGCCGAGACACUCAUGACAGCAGGUUUUGAGCGGGACACGAAGCGACUGCAGCAUCGGAUGCGAACAGCCCCACCGUUGGUGUUGCAACGGGUACUGAAGGGAGACCGUACACAAACUCAAAGGGACAUGUAUGCUGAUGUUGUAGCGUCUGGAAACUACAUUUCUGCUACUCAGUGA
This is a messenger RNA of Trypanosoma brucei brucei TREU927, 1947 nucleotides long. RefSeq lists its product as hypothetical. Bases 1 to 1947 code for a protein of 648 amino acids. The record is from RefSeq and is a predicted model, not a curated record. NCBI's taxonomy places the organism in Eukaryota, Euglenozoa, Kinetoplastea, Trypanosomatida, Trypanosomatidae. The transcript has a single exon.